AUGCCACGUCGACAAACACAGCCGACGUAUUCUCACCCAGAAAUUGGCAGCAAUCUUCACGAAGAGGAAGAGGAAAGAGAGGAAAACGCAUGGGGUGUACUCGGUCCCCUCACGUAUGCUCCCCACCCACAGAAAGCCUCAAGCCUCAACAACAGACCUCCUCGCAAUCCCAACAAAUCUCGCUCUUCAUCGACCUCCCAGACAUCACAACCACGGCACUCUGGAGCAGCUCAAUACUCUAAGCUUUACUCACAAUUCAUAAAGCGCUACCGAUCUACGGGGCAGGAAGCCUCUGAAGACGUGGAUGACCCACGCACUGAUCCUGACAGCCACUAUUUUCAACGUGGUUUGGGCCAAUUGAACGAUGCAGGCGACAACAGCGGCGACGACGAUCCUUCCCGUGGGUCCCUUCUUUCAGGCGACGACCGAAUGGAAUCUGAACCAAUACAACCGGCGUCCCAACAGGAAAAGGAGCGGCUUGAGUGGCAGGCCCUCCUCUCAUCUGUAUUGUCUGGGGAUGUCCUCAAGUCAGAGGCCAGCAGAAUUGCAGGCGCGUUAAAUUCCCUCGGCGACGAGCAAACCAACUUCCAUAUCAACCUAUGGCUCGGCAUUCGUGCCAAACUUCACACACGGUCGGUCGAAGAGGAGAGAAGGAGACUGGACGAACGAAGGCUUCGGAUAGUGGAUGGAGUCAUAGACGAGAUUAUGGGAUUUAGAGUGUCAGACCCCGAACCAGGAUCAGACAUCGACGCAACCGUGUCUGCCUUCUCAGCAGCUACGACUGCACUUCGGCGUCUUGAAGUCGUGCAAUCGUUAUAUCCCACUUUGAAAGCGUUCUAUCUUGACAAGCCAAAAGCGGCUGAAGGAACAUUCCAAGCGCGUUGCGACACGCUGAACACCUGGUUCAAUGUUCAUACAACUCUCAAACACCAUUUCGCCCUUCUACGCCGCUGGACGGGUAGUGCUACUCUCGACGUCAGCCAGCCAUUUACCAGCAAUGAAGUACCUAUUUUUCCCACUUCCUCUCCUCGACCGGGUUCAAAUGGUCCUUUGAACGCGGAUGUCGCAGAUGGGACCAGUUUCGUGGAACGUUUGCUCAAGGAGGAAUCUAUGCAGCUCACAUUCGAAAAGGGUUUUCUUGUAACCGUCCACGCCUUUCUUGGAGCAACUCGCGACGCUCAGGUCAACCUUUCUUCGUUAUUUAAAGAGAUGAAUCUGCCUACAUUCGAGAAUGAACUGGUUCCCUUGAUAUCUUUUCCGACAAAGCUAGCGCAGGCUGGACUGCGGUUACGCCUGGACUAUGUUCAGAAGCUGAAAGAUCCUGACAUACUGAUCGUUGACCAGAUGAUCGAAGACCUCAAGCUGAGCAUAGGUUUGGCUUGUACGCUCAAGCGACAAUACGAAGCUAUUCUAGCACCUGACCCUGGAGGCAAUUGGAACCUUCCUCAAUGUAUCAGUGAGGAUUACGAUGCCACCAUCCGUGAUGCUUUGGUCAGCUUUUUCAAGUUAAUACAUUUAAAGCUGAAAAGCGACGCCAAAGGAAUUCUCUUCAAAGAGACGGAUAUAUUGGAAGCGCAAUGGGCAACCUUCAACGAUGUCAGCGUCACUACAGCUAAAGGGUCUUGUUCAGUCGCGGAACAGCUGUGUUCUCUGACCAACAGAUUGAUGGUACGAGUGACGAAUUUUUUCGACACCCAAGUCCGUGUACCUUCAGGAGGGAAUACUGCUGAACGUUAUAAUCAAAUGAAGAUCGAUCAGGAUCCUUAUAUGACCCCAAACAUGCGGCUUACGACGGGCAGAAAAAUGACUGAUGAACAAUUAAUUAGCUGGUACAGCAAGAUUCUGGAAAGUGUCCGUCUACGGUACCGUAAACUGCAACGUUUUGCCAGAGUCCUCACGCAACGCUUCAGCAACUCGGCCGAGUACAGCCUGGAUGACGUUCCGCUGGACGAGUUCAUUUCUCUUCUUGUGGCUUCCGAUCAUUUCCUGGUGUAUACGCAAUCGUUUGAAGAAGACGGAAUCUACAUUGUCGCCUCUCAUUCCCUCUUCGGCCAGCCGGAAUUGAUACGAAAAAUGAUCGAUGAGGCAUUCCACGUAGACGAUGUCACCGCUGAAGACGGUCAACCCCUUCUAGGUGGCCUCGAUCCAAAUGUUCAAGACCCUGACGAAGUCGGCUAUAUUCUGGUCCUCUCCCCACAAACCCAUUUCUUAUGGAACGGUCGUGUGAUGAUCCUGAGCAUCCUUAACACUCCUUUAGACCUCAAGGACGAUCGGGUUCGUUUAAUUGCAUAUGGGCCUCAGAGACGCCUCAAUCUUGCCAAACAAAUCUUCAUGGAGUGCAUCGACCCAAUGUAUGACGACGGAGAAAUAAACUCGAGCUCUUGGACCUUGACAUGUCUGGUCGAAGCGCAGGCACAUUUGCCUAGUGUUAAUAAAGAGCUGCGGAAGAUUGCUCGGGCAACCAACCGCCUAGCAGAGUCCAUAGUCGACUCUGUACAUCAAGUUCGAAGUUCUCUGAGAGCCGUAAAUGGAGGGCAGGAAGUACUCGCCAACUGGUUUCUCUAUGCCUCUGAACACGGGCAACAUGCGCAUCGCUAUAUGGACCGCUCUUCGCUCCUCAAAUUUAAUCGACUUUUAAUCAAGCUCGCUAUCUCUUGGGUGUCAUUUAUCUGUGACGAUUGCGAUCCCACCGAUCGGAAGACUUUCAAGUGGGCUGUCAAUGCGCUGGAAUACACACUCCAUCGCACGAAACGCAAUAUCCUGUACUUACCAGAUGAGCAAUUCGAGAUGCUCAGAUCCAAAGUUGCCAGCUGCAUGACCCUCUUAAUCAGUCAUUUCGACAUUCUCGGUGCUCGGUCCAUCUCGGAGGCCAGGAAAGAGAAGGAAAAGCAAGAAGAGCUACUGAAGUCGCAAAUCUCGGGUGCCAAUGUUUUUGAGGAAGAUUCAGCCAUCCUCUCCCUCGAACAAGACGACCCUGUUUUAGCAGAUCCCAGCGCACGGCUGUACUGGGAGAAGGUUUCGAAGAUCCUAAGAGGGAUCGAGGAGACACGGGUAACAACCGGAUUGAAGCAUCGGAUGUUAGGCAAGGUGCUUAAUGAAGAAAUACCUGAAGACAGGUCUCUCUCAUUCUUAGCAUCAUCGAGUUCCAACAUACCCAUUCGUUGGCAACAAGGCAAAUUCAUUGGUGCCGGUGCAUUCGGUUCGGUGUAUCUCGCACUCAAUCUUGAUAACGGCACCCUUAUGGCCGUGAAAGAAAUCAAAUUUCAAGAGCUCUCUGGUUUACCCAAUCUCUACAGCCAGAUCAAAGACGAACUGAGCGUCAUGGAGAUGUUGCACCACCCCAACGUAGUUGAAUAUUAUGGAAUCGAGGUCCACCGAGACAAGGUAUAUAUCUUUGAAGAAUAUUGUCAGGGUGGAAGUCUUGCAACUCUUCUGGAACAUGGACGAAUCGAAGAUGAAGGUAUUAUCCAAGUCUAUACAAUGCAGCUGCUAGAAGGAUUGGCAUAUCUACAUUCUCGUGGUAUCGUACAUCGAGACAUCAAACCCGACAACAUCCUUCUUGACCACGAGGGCGUUAUCAAGUACGUGGAUUUCGGUGCUGCAAAGGUCCUUGCCAGAAAUCAGCGUACUGUUCAUCGAUCACGUCGCGCGCCGGACCUCCCAAAUGCCAAUGGAAUGGGCAACUUCAACGUAGCUGCUAUGAGCAAUGGGUUAACGGGGACUCCGAUGUACAUGUCCCCUGAAGUCAUCAAGAACGACAAGCGGGGCCGACAUGGCGCUAUGGAUAUAUGGUCUCUUGGCUGCGUUGUCCUUGAAUUCGCGACAGGCAAAAAACCCUGGAGUAAUCUUGAUAAUGAAUGGGCGAUAAUGUUCCACAUCGGCGUUGCCACUCAGCAUCCCCCUCUCCCCGAGCCAGAUCAACUCAGUGACCUAGGGAUCAACUUCAUUAAGCAAUGUCUGACAAUCGAUCCCGUACGGCGACCUUCAGCCAUAGAGCUCAUGCAGGAUGCUUGGAUGCUCGAGUUCCGGGAGACUUUGAUGCAAUACGAAGAAUUGGCGGAAACGACAUCCUUGGGAGACGGUCGCAUCCCAAAAACUGCUUCAGUUGCACGACAAGUUCCGGUGUCAUAG
Messenger RNA from Cyclocybe aegerita, 4131 nucleotides. NCBI's taxonomy places the organism in Eukaryota, Fungi, Basidiomycota, Agaricomycetes, Agaricales, Hemipholiotaceae. The record is from the annotation of a GenBank genome assembly.